Aspergillus ochraceoroseus IBT 24754 is the source of this 3112-nucleotide messenger RNA. RefSeq names its product DNA helicase (gene chl1). Lineage: Eukaryota; Fungi; Ascomycota; Eurotiomycetes; Eurotiales; Aspergillaceae. Gene Ontology annotation, molecular function: ATP binding; DNA binding; DNA helicase activity. Gene Ontology annotation, biological process: nucleobase-containing compound metabolic process; establishment of sister chromatid cohesion; translation. Bases 194 to 3112 code for a protein of 972 amino acids. The record is from RefSeq and is a predicted model, not a curated record. Gene Ontology annotation, cellular component: large ribosomal subunit; nucleus; ribosome. The transcript is spliced from 9 exons.
AGGAACCCCUGGCAGAGUCCUGUAUAGCUACAUUUUAUCCUAACUACACUAUCUAAGGUUAAACACCCUCCUGUCCAAUACAUAUCCUGGCGUAGCUCUUUAAACAAUGAGACUGUCAUGCUCAGGAAGUGGGAAUCUAGUCACUAAACGCGAUAUAGGACCCUAGAUACUUAAAAAGUGGAAACUGAACAACAUGGAACCCUCCAAUGAGAAAUUCCACCAUCCUUACUCCCCAUAUGACAUUCAACUCCAAUUCAUGCACUCCUUGUAUACCUGUCUAGAAGAAGGCAAAGUCGCCAUCUUCGAGUCUCCGACUGCGCAAAUCACUGCUAGAAACAGUCAACCAUGCCACUUGUAUGCUAUCGCUUCCUCCAACCUGUCUAUAUUGUUGACCGUUGUAGGUGACGAUGAUGAACCGGAAUGGAUGGUCGAAUUCGCAAAACGGGAAGCAAGCCGCAACAUCACGGACAAAAGAAAGGAGCUGGAACAGCGACUCGCACGGAUAAAGAGGGAAGAAGAAAAGCAACGAGCGGCGCUCGAGGAAGGUCCGAGGAAACGACAGAAAAUCACUACUCUAACAGGUGGAGCAGUUGAAGAUGAUGACCAGUUCGCCCUCGAUGACUACGAAAGUGAGGGCGACGAACCGAAUGCAGCCGUGAAUAACUCUGCUGCCUCAAGCGGACUUUCCUCUAGCACGCUCGAGUUACUCCAACGCCUCAAAGGACACGGCUCGGCAAAGGCUACAUCAGACGCGGACGAAGAAGAUGAUACGCGGAUCUUCUAUUGCUCGAGAACGCAUUCACAACUGAUGCAAUUCGCAGGCGAAUUAAGACGUAUCACUCUCCCGUCGAGCAUCCCCGACGAGUUAAACCUCAAUUCUUCCGCGGACGACGACCUAGGGGAGCGAAUCAAACAUUUAUCUCUUGGGUCUCGAAAAAACUUGUGCAUUAACCCUCGCGUCGCUGCGUUGGGCAAUGCCACCGCGAUCAACGAACGCUGCUUGGACCUCCAGCAACCAAGCACCGCGGCACAGCAAAAAUGUCCCUUCCUACCAUCAAAAGAAGAUGAAGCCAAAGUCUCGCUGUUCCGAGAUCAUGCGCUGGCAUCAGUCAAGGACAUUGAGGAUUUGGGCAAACUUGGCAAAAAGAUUGGAAUAUGUCCCUACUAUGCUUCUCGUCCGGCCAUCAACAAUAGUGAAGUAGCCUUGAAUCUCUCCGUGAAAAACCACAUCGUCAUUAUCGACGAAGCCCAUAACCUCAUGGAUGCAAUAUCCAGCAUUCAUUCGGUCACGGUCACACUAGCUCAACUCCGAACCUCGAUUUUCCAGCUCACAACGUAUGCUCGAAAGUUCAAGGCACGCCUAAAAGGAAAGAAUCGCAGUUAUGUUGCUCAGGUUAUUCGGCUUGUCAGUUCCAUUGCGGACCACCUUCAGUCUAUUCUGAAUGGAAAGCAAGGUCCUGAAGGCUCUGUUCUUCCCUCUGGCCUGAUGUCCGGGAAGGGAGUUGACCAGAUCAAUCCUUACAAACUAUCCCGUUACCUACAGGAAAGCAAACUAGCCAGAAAGGUGGAUGGCUACGUGGAGUUUUCUCAGAAAAAAGACAAUCCUCAAACAAACCCAAAAGCCACGGUGCCGGUUUUAUUCCAUAUACAAAGUUUUUUGCUGCCGUUGAUGAAUCCCUCUGCCGAAGGUCAACUAUUUUAUAUGAAGAGCCAAGGGGACAUCCAGCUGAACUACAUGCUUCUCGACCCAACAAAUCAUUUCCGCGAGAUCGUUGAGGAUGCAAGAGCAGUCAUAUUAGCCGGCGGAACCAUGUCUCCCAUGUCUGAUUAUAUGAACCACCUUUUCUCCUAUAUCCCCGAGGACCGUCUGAGAACCUUUAGCUAUGGCCAUGUCAUUCCCCGGGAGAAUCUAACCGCGCAUACGCUCUCACGGGGUAUUCUUGGUUCGGAUUUCGACUUUACCUUUGAGGGUCGAGAUUCCGAAAAGACCAUACUAGACCUCGGUCGCACCAUCGCGAGACUAUGCCGUACAAUCCCAGACGGCGUCGUCGCGUUCUUCCCCAGCUACGAAUACCUAGGACGAGUCCUAAACGUCUGGAAAAAGGCCGUCGCAGGAGACCAGAAGAGCCAAACCCUCUACAGUCUCAUGGAGGACGAGAAACCGAUUCUCUACGAAUCCCGAGAAAUGAAAACCACCACGGACGAGCUUCUCCAACAGUACACCAACGUGAUUGAAUCCGACCGCAACGGAAAGGGAGCACUCCUUCUAUCCGUCGUCGGCGGAAAGUUAUCAGAGGGGAUCAAUUUCUCAGAUAAACUCGGUAGAGGCGUGCUCAUCAUUGGGCUGCCUUUUCCGAAUAUCAAGAGUGCCGUGUGGCAGGCCAAGAUCCAGUAUAUCGAACAAAAGGCGUAUGCAAGGGAGAGGUCCGCUUCGGCCGCUGGUUCUGAAGAGAAUCGAAGGGCGGCUGCCAAGGCGGCCGGCAGAGAGUUUUAUGAAAACUCCUGUAUGCGCGCGGUCAAUCAGUGCAUCGGACGGGCUAUACGGCAUCGCAAUGAUUAUGCUGCGAUUGUUCUUAUUGAUAAGCGGUAUGGGAAACCGAACAUCCAAGCCAAACUCCCGGGGUGGAUUAAACAGGGGAUGGAUGGGACCACCGUCGACAAGAUGCCUACCCGUUUCUCGAAGACAAGGAAACACCGCGGUCAUGUGUCCGCCGGUUACGGUCGCAUUGGCAAGCACCGUAAGCACCCCGGUGGUCGUGGUAUGGCCGGUGGUCAGCACCACCACCGCACCAACAUGGACAAGUACCACCCUGGUUACUUCGGUAAGGUUGGUAUGAGGUACUUCCACAAGACCAACCAGCAGUUCUGGAAGCCCACCAUCAACGUCGACAAGCUCUGGUCCCUCGUCCCCUCUGAGACCCGUGACGCCUACCUGAGCGGCCAGAAGACCGACACUGCCCCCGUCAUUGACCUCCUCUCCCUCGGCUACUCCAAGGUCCUGGGCAAGGGCCGUCUCCCUGAGGUUCCUCUCGUCGUGCGCGCCAGAUACGUCAGCCGGGAUGCUGAGCAGAAGAUCAAGGAGGCCGGUGGUGUCAUUGAGUUGGUUGCUUAA